This is a messenger RNA of Prosopis cineraria, 1540 nucleotides long. RefSeq names its product transcription factor HBI1-like. The transcript has 7 exons. The record is from RefSeq and is a predicted model, not a curated record. NCBI's taxonomy places the organism in Eukaryota, Viridiplantae, Streptophyta, Magnoliopsida, Fabales, Fabaceae. The coding region runs from base 114 to 1388 and encodes 424 amino acids. Gene Ontology annotation, molecular function: DNA-binding transcription factor activity; protein dimerization activity. Gene Ontology annotation, cellular component: nucleus. Gene Ontology annotation, biological process: regulation of DNA-templated transcription.
CCUCCUUCUUCACCCUUAAACCAUCCCUCCCUUCCUCCUCUGUUUCUCUUCUCCUGUUUCUAACUCUCAAGUACCUGUCGGUUCACUCACCCGCCAUCCCUCUUUACGUUAAUAUGUUGCGUUGUCUGACCAGUUCGGAGAAUCUUGCUGAGUCCUGCUCCGCUAUGGCAUUGUCAGAAAGGCAAAGAGACAGGAUGAAAUGGCAACAGCCACAGUCUCAUCAUCAUCAGAACCAGAACUACUUUUCUGGAAGUGGGUUUGACGGUGGGUCCUCGCCUCUGCAACUUCAGAAUUCUGGAGGAUUGAUGAUGAUGGUGAAUGGCGGCGGCAGUGGAGGAAGUUCUGGGCUCGGUGAGGUGGUUGCUAAUGCCGGUUCGGUGAAGCCCGACCCGUCUUGGGAUAAUGGGUGGUCCGAAUUGGGCAAGGUCGACUUGCCUGGUCUGGGAGUCGUGUCUUCCGGAUUUAACGUGAACUCUGUAGUUUCGAGGACUUCUAGCUGCCCGCCGUCUGUGGCAGCGUCGGCUGCAGCGACGGCGACAGAGAGGAUGAGAUCGACGAGUGGGAGAGAGAGCUUCAAGAAGAGGAAAUCUGAUAAAGCUCAGAUCCCCAAGGUUGCAGAAAAUGAGAAGAACAAGAAAAGCAAAACAAGUGGCGAGGAAGGGGAAUCCAAAGUGACAACAGAUAAUAAUGACAAGAAUAGAGAAACAUCUGCAGCAUCUUCGAAAGAGAAUUCGAAAACUUCUGAGGUUCAAAAUCAAAAGCCUGACUACAUUCAUGUCCGAGCACGUCGUGGACAAGCCACUGAUAGCCAUAGCUUAGCAGAAAGAGUUAGAAGGGAAAAGAUUAGCGAGAGAAUGAAAUACUUGCAGGGUUUAGUACCAGGUUGUAAUAAAAUCACAGGAAAAGCUGGCAUGCUCGAUGAAAUCAUCAAUUAUGUUCAAUCUCUUCAACGGCAAGUAGAGUUUUUGUCAAUGAAACUAGCUGCUGUAAACCCUAGGAUUGACUUCAACAUUGACGAUCUGUUCACCAAAGAGGUUUAUCCAGCUUGUACUCCUACGAGUUUUCCAGCCAUUGAUGUGACAGCUAAUCCUGCUUAUCUUCAGUUUGAUCCAGCCCAACAUGUUUCUUCAUGUUGUGGAUUAGAUAUGGGCAUAAACCAUCCAGAUUUGGGGCUUCGAAGGACCAUUGGUGCUCCUGUAUCCUUCCCACCUGAAACAUUUCUUGACUCAUCUUGUUUCAAUCAAAUUCUGCCAUUUUCAACCUGUGAAGCUGAUUUGCAGAACCUGUACAAUGUGGCUUUUGAUCAAGCGAGAACAACCACGACGUCCUUUCCUUCUCAACCAUUCACAGGCCUAAUUGAAGCUAGCAAUCUAAAGAUGGAGAUGUGAAGAAGCUUAUGUUGUGCUCCAGCUUGAUGGAUGAGAUCAGUGAAUCUGAAUGACUCUUAUCAAGAUUCUUUUUCUUUCUCAGUACAUAACAUAUAAGAUAUUGUUUGUAUACUUUCUCUAUAGUAUAAAUAAGAUAUCUCAAUUUAGCUUUA